Molecule: messenger RNA, 1882 nt
Organism: Megalobrama amblycephala (Wuchang bream)
Lineage: Eukaryota; Metazoa; Chordata; Actinopteri; Cypriniformes; Xenocyprididae
Gene: scamp1
Product: secretory carrier membrane protein 1
Exons: 9
Coding region: 129-1145 (338 amino acids)
Biological process (GO): protein transport
Cellular component (GO): trans-Golgi network membrane; recycling endosome membrane
Source: RefSeq, a predicted model, not a curated record
CCGCUGACACGUGACGUCAUUUCCGGUUCUGCCAUUUUGCGGUUGCGGAUCAGUCUUGAGCUGCUGGUGCGUUUCUUACCGAAUACCGUUAAUUUACUCUAACAUUACAGCCCAAAUCAACCGGAAAAAUGUCAGAUUUUGACAGCAACCCCUUCGCGGACCCGGACUUCAGCAACCCGUUUCAGGAUCCAUCGGUGACACAAGUAACGCGGACUGCCCCACCUGGCUUGGAGGAGUAUAACCCUUUCACAGACUCGAAGCCGGUCCCGCCAGGCUCCGCCCCUAAAUCAGUCCCGCCCACAGCCAACACACAGCCGGCCAUCAUGAAACCCACUGAAGAACCGCCAGCUUACACUCAACCUCAGCAGACACAGGAUCAGGCACGAGCCCAGGCAGAGUUAUUGAGGAGACAGGAGGAGCUGGAGAGAAAAGCCGCCGAGCUGGACCGCAGGGAGAGAGAGAUGCAGUCUCUCAGCGCAUCAGGAGGCAGGAAAAACAACUGGCCGCCUCUUCCAGAGAAGUUUCCGGUGGGUCCGUGUUUCUAUCAUGACAUAUCGGUGGACAUACCUGUGGAGUUCCAGAAAACCGUCAAGAUCAUGUACUAUCUCUGGAUGUUCCACACGGGGACGCUGUUUGCAAAUAUAUUCGGCUGUUUGUCGUGGUUCUGUGUGGAUGCAUCGAGGGGAGUGGAUUUUGGUCUGGCUAUGCUCUGGUUUAUGCUGUUUACACCCUGUUCAUUUGUCUGCUGGUACAGACCCCUGUAUGGAGCAUUCAGGAGUGACAGCUCUUUUAGGUUCUUUGUGUUCUUCUUCGUCUAUAUCUGCCAGUUUGGUGUCCAUGUGCUGCAAGCCAUUGGCAUUGCAGGCUGGGGAGCCAGUGGCUGGAUCUCUGCGCUGACCGGGCUGAACACGAGUAUUCCCGUCGGCAUCAUCAUGAUCCUGAUCGCUGCCCUCUUCACCGCGUCGGCUGUCAUGUCUCUCAUCAUGUUUAAAAAGGUCCAUGCGCUGUACCGAACCACCGGCGCCAGUUUCGAGAAGGCGCAGCAGGAGUUCGCCACCGGCGUCAUGGCCAACAAGACAGUUCAGACCGCCGCCGCUAACGCCGCCUCCACUGCUGCCCGGGGAGCCUUCAAAGAGCAGAUCUGAUUGGUUCAGAGAACUUCAAGUCCACCCACGCUACUCCGACCCCGCCCUCCUCAUUCCUCCUAAUGUCCUUACAGCCAUUCGUCAGCGCUGACUGGCUGUUCAAGACCACACCCACUCUCAUUGACUUAAUGCACUCCUGUGACUGACUGAGACCCCGCCCACAGCUCCUCCCCUCCUGUCAAUCGGCAGGUGUGCUGACCUGUUCUUUAGUUGGAGUGUGUGUGUGGAGCGCCUGUGUGUGUUAAACAGCCUAAAGAGUCACUUUAUAUGUUCACAUCACUGUUGGGUGUUUGUCCUUGUUAAACAACAGGAAGUGAUGUCAUCAAAUGUCCUUUUAUGGGAUCCAAGGAAAAAAGAAUGGUUAUGCCCUCACAGGUCUGUCUUACCGAUCAUCUCCGCUUAAACAAACACUCGUAAGAUGAGCGAUCUCACACAGUUACGCAAGUCCAGGUCACAUUUAAUCUCAAAUUCAAAAUUCACUCCAUUUUGGUGACAAUUAAGCAUUUAAAUCCAUUUCUUCGCAUUACUGAAACUGGAUUUUGGGGUAUAAUAUGACCUUUUCUUAGCGAGAUUCACCCAACUAUCCUGCAAAUGAGCCAUCAGUACAUGAAGACGCCCAUCAGAUGUGACCGUAAACGCUCCACACGCAACUCAGAGGGUCUCUUCACCUGUAAAUAUAUAAAUAUAUAUAUACAAACCUGUAUGAUGACAUAAAGUAUUGACUGAUUUUAAACAUA